CGGGAGCGUAGGUCUAGUGUGACGUCACGGUAGCCUAGUUGGGUUAGGUUUUACGCUGGAAAUUCUAACGAAAAAUUUUUUGUUUGACGAUUAAUGUUUUCCUCAUUGUAUCUGCUGCAUUGAGGGACGUGAAGAGUUAACGCAGUGGCGAGCAGCAAUCGUAUUUCGUAAACCGUUCGAUCGCGAGACUUCGCGCUAUCGGCGUAUAUGAGAUUUUAAACGGAAAAUGAAUCGACAUGACGGGGUAAGUUGUGACGCCUGCUUAAAGGGGAACUUUCGGGGUCGCAGAUAUAAGUGCCUCAUAUGCUACGAUUAUGAUUUGUGUGCCAACUGUUACGAAGGAGGUGCCAGUACUACGCGUCACCACAGUGAUCAUCCUAUGCAGUGCAUACUUACUAGAUCUGAGUUUGAAUUAUAUUAUGGUGGAGAGGCAGUAAGUGUAGAACAGCCACAAUCUUUAACUUGUCCUUACUGUACAAGAAUGGGUUUCACUGAAGCUACACUGCAAGAACAUGUUGCUGCAGAUCACUCAGAUACUUCUUUUGAAGUUGUUUGCCCAGUAUGUGCAUCUGUCCCAGGGGGAGAUCCUAAUAACGUGACUGAUGAUUUUGGUGGUCAUUUAAGUUUGGAGCAUCGUAGUGGACCAAGAGACUUGAUCUCUUUUCUAGAUGAACCAGCUUCAAGUAGAUAUACUGGUAGACGGAUAACACAUUCAUCUAGAGUUGUUGGUGGACCGCGGCCUCGCAGGUCCAAUAUGCAUUUCAGUUCGUCCGGAGGAUUGAGUCCGAGUAGUCGAGAAGGUAUAGAUCCAAUUACAGAAUUACUUUCUCAAUUAUCCGGUGUUCGUAGAAGUGGUGGAGGAACUGGUCAAAGUUCGUCAGCACCAUCGCAAUUACAACAGUUGCAAAUGCAGCUACAGUUGGAACGACAACAAGUUAGAGCUGCUAGACAGCAAUUGGAGCGAUUACCUAGGAGACAAACUCAGGUCCUUGGCUCUGCAAGUUGUGGAGGAAUUAUUAGUGGAAGUGGUCAUUCUACUACUAUGACUAGCGUGGUAGCAAAUAGUACGACUAGUAACAAUAAUACAACUAAUGUGGCGAACCCGUCCGGCGUAUCAUCUACUAGUUCACAGAACUAUAUGUUUUUAUUGCCAAAAUGUAUUACCAGUUCUCUCUCUGACUCACAGUUGCAAAAUAUUGAACGUGAAAGUGCAAAUAGAAGUCUUUUUACGUGCGAACUUAUUCUUGGAACGCUUUCUCAAACAUUGCCGGAGUUAACACAGGAACAAUCUGUAGCGCAAACACCAGUAUCAAGUGCAACUACUGCUACAAGCAGUCCUGAUACACCAAAUGCUAACUCUUCCUCAGUUUCUACAAAGAAAUUAAAUGUAACUCAAGAAGCGAAAAGGGAUCAAACAAUGAGUAAACAUGUAACGCAAACGUCUAUGCAACAAUCACAUACUGUUCAAACUACUACUGCUGGGAGUAUGGGGACAGGUCUUCAGAAUCAAGGAUUGCCACCAAAUUCUAAUAACCUCGCGAUACAAAAUUCACCUAUGGUUCAAACACUGAUGCACAGUGUAUUGCCUGAGUCAUUGGUAUUGCAGGAAUCACUGUCGCUACCAUAUAGUAGAACUAUCAGAGAACCGAUAGUAACCCCUGCACCAGCGUACCUUAGAGGUGGGGUCGGUCCAGUUGGCGUAACAGGUCCUUCACGUAGGAAGCCAGUUAGGGCUGUAGAUGGCAGAAACCAAUCUACGGAACCUCCGCCCCCACACUAACCCUUCCUUACCCCGUACCCACCCACCCUGAUUCCUCACAGGACCCUCUAGCACUAGUCCUAGCACUGUUUAGAACACCUCAUCAUUAUUGUUAUUAUUAUAAUAUUAUAUAUUAAUAAUUAUUCAAAUGCCCUCCUCCUCACCCUCCCUAUCUUAUCACUUUUCAAAACUCUAAUCUCGCCAUCUUUUGUCGUUACGUGACAUGGAACAAGGGCAAGGGCUGAUUCGCCGACACAUGCAAAUAAUGUAAAUAACUCACUUCUUGCAGUCAUAUACACUCCUCGUACACACUCCUCAGCGAGUCUUGCCACGUUCUACAUCGAUAUUAUUAUAUCCAUUUACAAUAACUUGAUCGAGGAUAGAGACGGGCAGGUAAAAAUAAUAACAAUAUAAUUAUAUCUUUUAGCGUUUCAUGUUUGGUGGCUGUAUGGGUUUGUUAGAACAGUUAGAUUGAUAAAAUACUCAGUUUUAUUUAACACAUAAAAUCUUGGAAAUGUAGAAACUCUAACAAUUCACAAGACGCACUGCCCGUCAUACGCACCAGUUUAGUUGUGCUUAAUUUAAACUGGUUAAAUUUUUUUGGUCAUCGUAUGUUUGAUAUAUAUAUUUUUUAAAAUUAGUUUAAUGUUAUGUGUAUCAUUGAAAUACAAAUAUGUUUUAUGGGAAAAAAUUUAUAAAUCUGCUUGGGUUGGUCCGUUUGUAUUUGAGAAAUCUUAAUCAUCGGACAAAUAUUUUAAAGCGAGCAAUUAACGAUUUUUAAUCUACAUGCUUUAUGAAAUCAUCAAAGCGCAUGUGCAUUAACGUUUUGUUAGAUGAACAUAAGUUUUAAAUAGUCAUACGAGGUUUGAAUCAUUUCAGAAAGAUAAUCCAGAACCAGUGGUUCUAAAUAAUAAGUUGGCGGGCCAUCCCUUAAUGUUAUAUAUUACUCAGGAAUUAGUACUUUAAAAUGGAGGGAUUAAGUUGGGUCUUACAUGCCAAACAAACAGAAAUCUGAAUCAUUUUCUCUUUCAAAAUUAAUCGUAUUUAUUUAAAGUAUUUGUUGGAAAGUUUAUUUUCGUUGUUGUUUUGAAUUUUUGCGUAUAUUGCGCUAGUACUACGUUUUAAAAAUAUCACGUGGUCCCCUUUCUUUUUUUUUUAAUCAUUCAUUUAUGAAUCUAUAAUCGCUCCAUUUUACAAUGUGAAAUGAAAUAAUAUUUGUAUGUGUGUUCGUUUUUUUUCCUCAAUAACAAAGGCUUUACUGAUUUGAUAUAUGUAAAAAUUAUACGCGAUAUGUCAAAGUAAAACUGGGAAUUUCUGUGUUCCAUUUCAUUGAAAUUAGUUGAAUUGAAGCUUACGAUAUAAUUAAUGUUUAUUUUAUGCAGAAAGCGUCGGAAAUGAGUACGUGCGUAUGACGCACGCAAAUGCAUUCGAAACUUGUGAAGGUUCUACUGAGAGUAGAAUUUGAAGGCGCUCGUAGGAACGAGCAAUAAUUAUUUUUCAAUUGUCUUUAACUCCUACUCAAUUUUCUUUGUUUUUUGCCUAGACUGUUAAUCACUUUAUGUAUAUUGCAUAUUGUAAUUAAUUUCCCCUUGUAUUACAUUCAGAUUCUAUGUUAAUUGAUUUGUGGGUGUAUCUGCAAGAUGUGGAUGAAAAUGAAGUAAAAUUAUACAUAUACAUAUAUACAUAUAAACUUGUAAAAAGUUAUACAAAAUAUGUAGCGCGUGAUUUCAUUUCUUUUUUGUCUUAUGCUCUCGCGUGUUCUGGCAUUCUCAGUGGUAAAUUCGAAAUCGGAUUACUUAUAACGUUACAAAAUAACCAAAGGUGUUGAAAAAAUCAUACAUUUCGUUCUUUUUUAUUUUCCUGGAUCUUUCAGUGUCGAUAGUAAUUUAAUAUCUUCUUUUAAAUGCACUAUUUGCUUUAUGCACCUAUUUUUCGGACACUUCUAAUAAUUUCUCGUAUUCCACUGUGAUGUGUGAAUUGGAAACAAGAUAUAUAAAAUAGUGAAGCAACAAUGUAAAGAAAGAAGAUGAAAAGUGUACUAAUUGCCUUAACGCGAAAUACCUGAAAGGGAAAAAAUUCAGCCUUUUGUGGAAUGCGUGAUUAAUCAAAAGAAUCCUUUACACGUGAUAUACUUCAUACAAAAGUAAUGCUGUAUACUUAUCUAAACUAAAUAAAUAUGUGCAUAUCCCCCCAAAAAAAGAAAAGAAAAAAAACUAUAAGAUGCAGAUAUUAAGAGAGAAAUAAUGAACUUCGCAUAUAUUAAUGUGCACAUUUCGAUGACUGAUAAGCUAGUUAUUUUUCAAAUUUUACACGAAUUCAUAAGCGUAUAAUCUCAGAACGAAGCAAGACUCCAACAAGCACGUUUAAUACAAAAACCAAUUACAUUAAUUAAAAGGAAGGAAAGGAAGAAAUAAAUAACAUGAUUUGCUAUGUACUAAAAUAACUUCGUAUAAAGUCGAAAAUUUCAACUGGGUGUUUUUUUUUCUUCUAUUCUUGAUACUUGCGAACUUAUGUUCCCCUUGUUUCCACGUCACUUCAGGAUUAUAAAAUUUUUGGAUUUUUACACUUCUAUUUUACUAUUAAUAUUAUUUUAUUACAUUUAUUGUCAUUAUGUACUAUACGAUGUAGCAGGAAAAAUAAUUUCUAUAUAUUUCCUUAUCAGAAGAAAGAUUUCGAAGGACAGUGUAACGCCUUUUCCAACAGCUUUUUACAUUAUAUAUAAAUAUAAAUAUAUAUAUAUAUAUAUAUAUAUAUUUAUAUAUUUAUAUAUAUAUAAUAUACAUUUAUUCAUAAGGACGAAAAGGUGCCUCGGAGUAUCGUCGUAAUUCUCACGUUCUUUCUAUUUUUUUUUUUUUUUUAUGUGAUUAACACCUAUGUAAUUAAAUACUUUUCCUUUUCUUCAUUCAUACAUAUAUAGAAAAAACGUAAAAAAAACUUAGGUAACUCAAGGAUCUCGGUCUAUGUAGUAGAAAGUUUUGAGAUUGGGCGUCUUUGAAAGAAAGUUUCGAUGCUUUGUAAAGAUAUCGACGAUUCUCCUGGAUAUCCUUUGUAGGAGAAAAAACAAAAUAACAUGAUUAAAAAAUUAUUCUUGUGAAUGGAGUAACGAACAGAAAAAAAAUAUUCUUGGGUGGAUUAAACGUUUGUUUUUAUCACGUCCUUCAUCCGUAUGUUAUCUCGAGUGUCAGGAAAGAGAAAUUUUCUGUGAAUUUUCGAAUUUUAAUCGAAACCAUUACGCCCGACGAAUUAACAAAAAAGAAAAGAAAGAAAGGGGAUGAGAAGACUUCGCUAGAACAGGUCUUUUGUCCGUAGCCAAUGUCUACAACGAAUUUCAUGAAAAUCAGAAAUGAAUGAUGGAAUUGAAAUUCAAAAAUGAGAAAAAGAAACAAAAAAGAAAAAAAAAGAAAUAUGGUGGAAAAACUGUGAAACGCGUACGACAUUUUCCCCUUUUCUAUUCGGCGAAGAGAUUCUCCUUCUAACGAAUUGAAAUUUCGAUUUAUAUUUAUCUAUAUUUUACGUAUCAUUGCCUACUGUAUGCAUAUAAAUAAUAUAUAUUAUACAUGCUUAUAUAUAAAUAUAUAUAUACAUGUGUGUAUACACACAAACAUACAUUUAAGUAAAUGUGUGUAUACACUUACGCACAUGUACAACAGCGACUAGUUGCGUUUGUGCGUAGAUCUGUAUUGUUUUAAUUGUAAUCAAUCGUGCGUGUGCAUACGUAUCGAAGAAAAAGUUAUGUAAACGACUAAAAAUAGAGAGAAAAUUGCUGUAAGCUGGGGACAAAAGUGAUUGGGAACGCGAACAUACGCAACUUAUCGUAGCGAAGAAAAAUAAAAGUUUUAAAUUUAAUUAAAAAUCUCGAUAAUUUAUCGUAUUACGCUCUCAUUACGAUACCGUUUCUUAUCAUUAUAAUCGAUUAUUAGCGACUAAUAAUAAUAGGGCUUCUAUGUAGAUAAUGGCCCAAUAACGCAGGAGGAGUCUGACUGUGUGUAUAUAUAUAUAUAUAUUAUUAAUAUGAUAAUUUUAAUGAAGGGGAUGUGUCGUUGAGAUUAAUAAUGCUGUAUUAUUAACAUCGCGCGAAUCAAUUAAAAAUCACUCAGAAAACUGUACUUUAUCGCUAAGAAGCUAUCUGAUAAAAAAAAGAAAAAAAUUACAAAAAAAAAAGAAAUUAUGAUAAACGUGAGAAAGGAACUUUCUUUUCUUUUUUAUUAAAAAUAUUUAUUAUGCUAUAUUUUUCACAGUAUUUUUGUACUGUGAUAUAAUACGGAUAUGCACGAUCAAGAACUGUCGCAACGUUGCCUUCCUCACGUUAGAGUUUCCGUUCCCUUGAAAAAAUGUCGCAGUAACUAUCAGUCAGCGAAAAGAAUACGAUAUGAGUAGAAAGGAAAAAAGAUAUAUAUAUGUCUUUAAUAUUGAAUAAAGUCAAAUCAGAACUAGUUACAAGGUAACUUUGAAAUACUAGUUACAAUAUUAUCGUACAAUUCAUCUGCUAUACGCAAAUGCGACUAACGUCAUCAGUAAGUGCGAGUAAAAUCUUUAAUUCAUCACUAAUUUGAUUAAAAAAGAAAAAAAGAAUCAUGUCGUAUUCAAGACUCCCGUCUUGAUCCAAAGAUAAGUAAAAAAUUUGAGCGCAUUAUUUUCUUCGAGGCAUAUUACGAUAUCGUAAGAUUAAUCGGUACAUAUUUUUCGCGAAACUCUGACGAGUUUUGAUCGUAAUCCUAGCCAAAGGAAGAAGCGAGUGGUGUACGGAGGAGAGCACGAUAGAAAAAAAUUUGUAGGAGUUAGCAAAGCGCAUAUAUAUGUAUGUAACACUAGAAAGAAAAGUGGGUUAAAACACAAUGUAGCGGCUUCUGUGGCCCAUCUAAAGAUCUAAACGAUUUUUCUUUCUGCAUUAUUUUGUUUUACGUGAUCAAGGGUGGUGUACGGGAUAGGAGGGUAGAAUCAAAACAGAAAGUUGAUGUCAUGAAGCCUCCCACACAAAGUCCUUUCUAGUUCGUCGGGCAAACAGAAACAGUAUAAGAAUGAACGAGAGAAAAAGCUGUAUGUAUACAUACGCGUGUAUGUGUGUGCCUGUACAUGAAGAACAGAAGGAGAAAAACGUUUUGAUUUUUUCUUCCUUUCUUUACUUUUCUUUUUUUAUUUCCUUGAAUGUAAUUUCCACUUUACGAAUUUCUCGGUUGAAGAAAAAAUAGACACCGAUUUUAUCGUUUUAGAAAUAGACACCCAGCCAGGCUGAAGCGAAAUAAAAGAAGAAAGAGAGAAAUAGAAAGUACAUCUUCGAACACACAGACACUGACCUGCGUUGCAAUUAGUAUUAUUGCAAACUUACUGGAGUUAUGAACUUAUUGGCACGGCUGCAUUAACCGUGAUCCACUGCCUGAGCUAAAGAAAUUAAAAAAUAAAUCAUAAUAAGCAUUCAGCGGCUUUAUGUAUGUAAGCUUCGAAAUAAUGUUCACUCUUCGUUGCGAAAAAAGAAACAGACUUUCGUGUGUAAAUCUUGGAAGGACAAAAUGGUGGUAGAUGCCCUAGUUGUAUCAUGCAAGGCUGAUCUCUUUGCGAUCGGUAUAGUAUUAGGUAUCACACAGUCGUUGUGCAUUUCACAAGAUUACCUUAAUUCGGCCUUGCUCGUCGGUACAUGCAGUCAAGCAGCAGCUAUUUUGUCGGGGAAAUCUAGAGCCUUUGAUUUUCUUAUUUUCGACAAAGUUGCUACUAAAGGCAUCGUGUAUCGACGUACUUGAAUUUUUGCUAAACGAUCUUUUCCUAAGCCUGCUCGAAUACAUACAUAAUAAAAUUACAGUGCGAGAGAUUGUUCGCGGAUUUUUACUUGAUUUUUAAAAAAAGAUAAAGAAAUCGACCGAUACACAUAAAAAUGUACGGACGUAAUGAACGAAAGUGAGAAAGAAAAGAGAGAAAGAACGAGAGCACGAACGAAAGAAAUUACGAUGAUAAAACAGAAAUAUUGUGCGUGACAUGUUGAAGUGGAAUGUGUUGAUGAAUAUUACUAUUAAAGUAAUAAUAGAGAAUUAAAGUGAAAUCUUAUACAUAAUAAUUAUUGAAAUGUAAAUUGUGUUUGGUUGUAUUUUGUGUUAUUCGCCUCUGAUGCUAAAUAUAAUGGAAAUUCGAUUAAA
Molecule: messenger RNA, 7884 nt
Organism: Bombus terrestris (buff-tailed bumblebee)
Lineage: Eukaryota; Metazoa; Arthropoda; Insecta; Hymenoptera; Apidae
Product: E3 ubiquitin-protein ligase KCMF1
Exons: 8
Coding region: 227-1780 (517 amino acids)
Biological process (GO): synaptic signaling
Cellular component (GO): plasma membrane
Molecular function (GO): zinc ion binding
Source: RefSeq, a predicted model, not a curated record